This is a messenger RNA of Trichomycterus rosablanca, 519 nucleotides long. RefSeq lists its product as uncharacterized. The transcript is spliced from 5 exons. The record is from RefSeq and is a predicted model, not a curated record. Bases 1 to 519 code for a protein of 172 amino acids. NCBI's taxonomy places the organism in Eukaryota, Metazoa, Chordata, Actinopteri, Siluriformes, Trichomycteridae.
AUGACUGGACGUGAGCUUCAGCUGGGUGUUCGGCCUCCACCGGUGAAAAUGGAAGAUCAGGUGCUCUACACUAAUGUAGUGUUUAAUAUGUGUGACAACGCAAAGCCUAAAGACGUGGUGAAGACAGAAGAGGUUGUGUACUCAGAAGUCAAACCGAAGUUAGAGUCGACCUCACCAAGCACGACUACAUUGAUCGAGGAAGUGGUUACACAGAAAUCUACACCAUUCAGAUGGAUUACAGCAGGUCUGGGGCUGCUAACUGUGCUUUUACUAGCCGGUGUGAUCGCUAUGUGUGUCCUUAACGUCACCCAGGUUUCCAAAUACAGAAACAUUUUGGCUCUUUACUCCAAUGAGAGCACAGCAAACAUGAAGCUGCGAGCUGAUUUGGCAUCACUGGAGAGCGAGAAACAGGACCUGACCGUACAGAGAAACCAGUUUAACAGCACCCUGCAGUCCAUCAUACGAUUCAGAGAUUUUCCAGUCGAAAGUUAUUGUACAUCUACUGACGGAGGUGAAUAA